AUGGCAGUAUGCCUAACUCAUCACCUUCAAGUCUUCACCAUUUUCAGUUUACCUUCAACUGCUCCACUUCGAAUUCUGGCGGGAACAGUUUCAUUGAGCCCGAUGUAUGUCCUUUUCCUCUACAGUGUACAGAAUUUCCCAGAAGAAUUUGGGCGCACGUAUCAUGCCUACCGGGCCGGCUCAUACGCUUUCCCCAACGACCAACUAGAGCGUGAGCGCCUUGAUUUACAGAAUGAAGCAUUAGUAAAACUCUUCGGUGAGCGUCUUUACUUUGCACCACUGUCAAGGAGAGCACCGCCUGUAAAUAUCCUCGAUAUAGCUACUGGUACUGGUGACUGGGCAAUCAAAAUGGGCGACUUGUUUCCAGAAACAGAAGUCGUCGCAACCGACCUUUCACCAAUACAGCCUCGAAAAGUACCCCCAAACGUAAACUUCUACGUCGAAGAUUCCUCUGAGCCUUGGGAUUACUCUCAGCCUUUCGAUUAUAUUCAUACCCGUGUUACAUCUGGUUGCUGGGCUAGCUUCAAGGAGCAGAUUGCGGACCAAGCCUUUCAAACACUGAAGCCAGGAGGGUGGUUCGAGUCGCAGGAAUACGAUGCCAUUAUAAUGUCUGACGAUGAAAGCCUUCCACCGAACGGACCUCUUGCAACAUGGUUCCGCGAAAUCAACGAAGCUUCAGAAUUGAUGGGCCGGCCAACCAAUGUUGCUGCCCAUGUCCGUGAGGCAUAUGUGCAGGCGGGUUUUGUUGACGUUCAAGAGCGAAUCUUCAAAAUGCCCAUGAAUGGCUGGCCAAAGGAUGAACGCCUAAAGGAACUUGGGCGCAUGUGGGAAAGGAAUUUCUUGAUGGGCCUCAGCGGCUUCUCUUUCACACUUUUCAACCGCGUCUACGAGAGAACUCCUGCGCAGAUUGAGGUGGCACUGGUUGAUGUCCGACGAGAGCUGAUCGAUACGCGGAUUCACGCUUAUAUACCAAUACACGUCAUCAUUGGCAGGAAGCCAUUCCCAGGUGAACGGCCUGUCCCACGAGUGCCAUUUACAUGA
This is a messenger RNA of Fusarium oxysporum Fo47, 1041 nucleotides long. Its product is annotated as S-adenosyl-L-methionine-dependent methyltransferase. The coding region runs from base 1 to 1041 and encodes 346 amino acids. Gene Ontology annotation, molecular function: methyltransferase activity. The record is from RefSeq and is a predicted model, not a curated record. NCBI's taxonomy places the organism in Eukaryota, Fungi, Ascomycota, Sordariomycetes, Hypocreales, Nectriaceae. The transcript is spliced from 5 exons.